AGUGCUUGUCACUCUAUGGUUUUAGUCCACUAAUGGCGUGUCUUCCGGUAACACACGUUUUAACGUCAAAAUGGCUCGGAAAAAAGGUGAUGAGAAAGUGAAUCAAGCACCCCAGAGUGAUAAUGAAGAGCAGAAUUAUGAUGAGGAGCCAGACUUUGACGAUCCGGAAGGUUUUGUCGACGACAUUACUGACGAAGAAUUGUUGGCCGACCUUUUAGAGCAGAAACCUAAGGAAUCUGAUGGUUACGAGAAUGUGAUCGUGGUGGAUGGGUGCCCGCAGGUCGGGCCCGAGCGGCUGGAAAAGCUGCAAAGUGUCAUAAACAAGAUCUUUAGCAAAUUUGGCAAGAUCGUUAACGAAUAUUACCCUACCACGGAGACUGGGCUUACCACAGGCUACAUUUUCUUGGAGUAUAGCAAUUCCCAGAACACUGCGGAGGCUGUGAAGGCUACAAAUAAUUGUAAAUUAGAUAAGCAGCAUACAUUUUUAGUGAAUUUGUUCACGGACUUCAAAAAGUACUCAGAAAUUCCCAAAGAAUGGGAGCCACCACAGCCCCAACCGUUCAAGGUCCAGUCGGAUCUACAAUGGUACCUUAUGGAUCCCGAUGCGUAUGACCAGUUCCUGGUUGGCAUUGGGACAGGGGUUGCGCUGCAGGUUUGGCAGAACGCUCUGCCAGAACCUAUUUCGUUGCAAGAAAGGCCGAACUGGACAGAAACCUACGCAGUAUGGUCUCCACUAGGCACCUACUUAGCCACGUUCCAUUGGCGAGGCGUGGCGCUAUGGGCCGGCCCGAAGUUCUCCCAAUUCCAGAAGUUCUUCCACCCUGAAGCGAGAUUCAUCUCAUUCUCACCGUGUGAAAACUACAUCGUCACCUUCUCGCCUAGUGGCGAUCGAGGGGACGAUAAGAAAUUAAUUAUUUGGGAUAUUAGGACCGGCCAAGAAAAACGUAGCUUCCCUCCGCCUGACGAGUACGUCACGUGGCCGAUAUUCCGCUGGAGCAAGGACGACCGGUUCUUCGCGCGACUCGGCCAGGACAUGCUGUCGGUCUACGAGACGCCAGGGUUCGGGCUGCUUGACAAGAAGUCCAUCAAAAUACCUGGAAUUAGGGAUUUCAGCUGGUCUCCCACGGAUAACAUCUUAGCGUACUGGGUAGCGGAAGACAAGGAUGUCCCAGCCCGAGUAACGCUUCUCGAAUUGCCCAACCGCACAGAAAUACGCUCAAAGAACUUGUUCUCCGUCGCCGACUGUAAAAUACACUGGCAGAAGAGCGGAGACUACCUCUGUGUGAAAGUCGACCGAUACUCCAAAGUGAAAAAGGACAAAAAUGACAUUAAAUACUCCGGAAUGUAUUAUAACUUCGAAAUAUUCCACAUGAGAGAGAAGGAGAUUCCGGUGGAUUCAGUAGAAAUUAAGGAACCGAUUCAGGCGUUCGCUUGGGAGCCAGUCGGGUCUAAGUUCUCGAUCAUUCACGGUGAUCCAGCGAAUAUUUGUAUAAGUUUCUACCAAGUCAAUACUGGGCAGGCGCCUACACUGUUGAAGAAGUUCGAGAGGAAACCAUUCAACCAUUUGUUCUGGUCUCCGUCUGGACAGUUCAUCGUGCUGGCACAUCUUGGCUUGACCGGUGGUGCUUUGGAGUUCUUGGACACUAACGAUUUCACAAUCAUGAAUGUUGCGAAUCAUUAUCAGAUGUCUGGCAUCGAGUGGGACCCGACGGGGCGCUACGUGGUGACGGGCGUGUCGUCGCUCAAGUGCAAGAUGGACUGCGGCUACUACAUCUGGUCGUUCCAGGGCAAGAUCAUUAGGAGGGUAAUGAAAGAGGGCUUCGCCCAGUUCCACUGGCGGCCGCGCCCUCCCACGCUGCUCUCCGAGAAGCAGCAAAAGGAGAUCAAGAAAAACCUCAAGAAGUACUACUCGCAGUUCGAGUCCAAGGACCGCAUGCGCAGCAGCAAGGCUAGCAAGGAACUAGUGGCGAAGCGCACGGAGCAGAUGAAGAAGCACGUGGAGUACCGCGAGGCGAAGGCGCUGGAGUGGGCCGAGCAGAAGCCGCGCCGUCUCGAGCUCAGGAACUAUGUGGAUACGGACGGUCUCGACACCGACCAAGUGAAUACAGUGGAGGAGGUUGUAGAAUUUUUCGUGAAAGAGGAACAAACUGUCAUCGAGUAGUCGCCAUUCCGCACCAACGUCCCAGGUCGGCGCGCCCGGCCUGACAUCGCUUAUACCGGAGCCACCAUUUUAAUAAACAGACCGAUUACAACAAAGUUUUUUUUUUACCUUCAUCCCGUCACAAAACAUUUUAUAAGCACCAUUAUGUCACUAAGACUCCCAUUUAUAAAUUAUACAAUAGGUAAUGUUUAUAGAAAUCAUAUUAAAUUGAUAUGUUUCAAACGUA
Molecule: messenger RNA, 2387 nt
Organism: Ostrinia nubilalis (European corn borer)
Lineage: Eukaryota; Metazoa; Arthropoda; Insecta; Lepidoptera; Crambidae
Gene: eIF3b
Product: eukaryotic translation initiation factor 3 subunit B
Exons: 10
Coding region: 71-2161 (696 amino acids)
Biological process (GO): translational initiation
Cellular component (GO): eukaryotic translation initiation factor 3 complex
Molecular function (GO): translation initiation factor activity; translation initiation factor binding; RNA binding
Source: RefSeq, a predicted model, not a curated record